Messenger RNA from Cottoperca gobio, 3341 nucleotides. RefSeq names its product eosinophil peroxidase-like. Bases 1 to 2652 code for a protein of 883 amino acids. NCBI's taxonomy places the organism in Eukaryota, Metazoa, Chordata, Actinopteri, Perciformes, Bovichtidae. Gene Ontology annotation, biological process: response to oxidative stress. The transcript has 14 exons. Gene Ontology annotation, molecular function: heme binding; peroxidase activity; protein binding. The record is from RefSeq and is a predicted model, not a curated record.
AUGAAUCGUUUUCUGUGCCUGAUGGCUGCAGGUCUUUACCUGUGCUUGCAAUGCCAGGUGAAUGCUGAAUCGCAUUUGAGCAGGAGCGUCAUUGAAAAGGCUGUGUUGGCGGCCAAGACCAAUGUGGACUCAGCUUACGAAUACUCCAGAAGAGUGAGCGUUGAACGUGUGAGGCGGAACGCAGUGUCUCCUUCGGACAUCCUGCGGUUGUUGAAACAGCCUGCUGGCCCAACCCGUAAUGCUGUGCGUGCUGCUGACUAUAUGGAUAAUGCCGUAAAACUCAUCAAGAGGUCUUUGGAAAGACGUCAAAAACGCUCCAUCAAUGCCACAGAACUGAUCUCUGAGGAGGAUCUGCAGGUCAUUGCUGACCUGACAGGCUGCUCGCCCCGACAUCGUCCCCCUUCUUGCAGGAUGGGUCCGGAAAUGCAGUUUCGCACUGCAACCAGCGCCUGCAACAACGAAAAAAACCCCAUCUUAGGCUCCUCCAACAUACCUUUCACCCGCUGGCUCCCUGCUGAGUAUGAGGAUAAUGUCUCUCUGCCUAAAGGCUGGAAUAAUAAGAAAGUCAACAAUCACCUUCUUCCCUGGGUAAGGGCCGUGUCCAACGAAAUUAUGCGACUAAAAAACGGCUCUGUUAAUGACAACUUGUACACUCACAUGGUGACAAUCUUCGGCCAGUGGACUGACCAUGACCUGACCUUUACUCCUCACUCUCCAGUCAUCCGCUCAUUCAGUGAUGGCAUUGACUGUGACAAGAGCUGUGAGCGCACAGAGCCCUGCUUCCCCAUUGAGAUUCCCAAAAAUGACCCCCGCUCUGGCAAAAAGUCAGAAGAGUGCAUGCCCUUCUUCCGCUCGGCAGCAGCUUGUGGUUCUGGCAACGUAGGCUAUGUCUUUGGAGCCAGCUCCAUCCGUCAGCAGAUGAACUCUCUCACAGCUUACCUUGAUGCAGGUCAGGUGUAUGGUUCAGAUGAUAACAAAGCUCGCUUCCUACGGGAGUUCACAGAUAAAGGCCUGAUGAGGACCAACACAAUGUACUCUGACAAUGGCCGUGAGCUCCUGCCCUUCAGCAACAUGAAUACAAACAUGUGUGCCACCCGAGCUCGCAUUACUAAUGACGUAAAUGCGGAGGAGGUGCCCUGCUUUGUGGCUGGUGACGAGCGUGUGAAUGAGCACAUUGGUCUGAGCUCUUUACACACGCUGUUUGUGCGUGAGCACAACCGCCUGGCACGUGCUCUGGCCAAACUCAACCCUCACUGGGAUGGAGAGAGGCUCUACCAGGAGGCUCGCAAGAUCAUGGGAGCAUAUUUCCAGGUUCUCACUUUCAGAGACUACUUACUUCACAUUGUUGGUCCAGACAUAAUUAGAAAGCAGCUGUCCACCUACCCCGGUUAUGAUGAAGAUGUUGACCCCGGCAUCUCCAAUGUGUUCGCCACAGCUGCAUACCGAUUCGCUCACUUGAUGGUUCAGCCUUUCAUGUUUCGUCUCAAUGAUAAGUACCAAGAACACCAUGAUCACCCCAGCCCAUUGCUGCACAAAGCCUUCUUCACACCGUGGAGGAUCACCUUUGAAGGUGGUGUGGACCCAAUCCUCAGGGGCCUUAUUGGUCGUAAGGCCAAGCUGAACACGCAGGAUAAGAUGAUGACUGAUGAACUGAGGGAUAAAUUGUUUAAAUUCUCCUCUGAUUUGUCACUGGAUCUAGCUUCCCUCAACUUACAGAGAGGCAGAGAUCAUGGAAUCCCUGGCUACAACAAAUGGCGUAAGCAUUGUGGUCUGUCACAGCCACGCACUCUGAAUCAGCUGGCUGUAGUGUUGAACAACACUGAUCUGGCCAAGAAACUUCUGGAUCUCUACGGAACUCCUGACAACAUCGAUGUGUGGCUGGGAGGAGUCGCUGAGCCCUUUGUCAAUGGAGCAAGAGUGGGAGCCCUGUUUGGCUGCCUGAUUGCCAAUCAGUUCCAGAAGAUCCGCCUGGGAGACCGACUUUGGUGGGAGAAUGAGGGAGUCUUCAGUGAUGAUCAGAAGGCGUCCCUGAGGGAAACGUCACUUGCCCGCAUCAUCUGUGACAACACUGGUAUAACUGAAGUACCUGAAAAACCCUUCCUGUACAGUCCCCCUGAGUUGGGUUACACCUCGUGUAAGAAAAUUAAGGAUUUUGACCUCAGUCCAUGGAAGGAGAAUGGACAAGAAUCAUUUGGAUCCCCAGGAUUGCCAGGAGCCCGAGGACCACGUGGACCUCCUGGACCUCCUGGACCUCCUGGACCUCCUGGCAAUAGCGAGAAUGUUGCUUUUACUGUGAGACUAGGUAACAACUUCCCCAAACCAGGCAUGGCCAUGGCUUUCCGUGAGGUCGUCUACAAUGGACAGAACAGCUACGACACCAAGACCGGGUAUUUUACGUGUCAGCAUCCAGGUGUUUAUGAAUUCCAGUUUUUCUGCACCAUCUACAACAACGCUGCCAGUGUGGAUCUGAUACGUAACGCAAAGUUGGUCCUGCACUCAUUCACCACCCGGCAGAGCGGUUACAUCACAGCCAGUGGCAGCACAUUCCUUAAGCUUGAUAGGGGAGACAGGGUCUAUCUUUUGGCCAACCACGGUGGCAACGGUCUGACCCGUGACAGUUUCUUCUCGGGGCAUCUGCUGUUCACUGAGUAGGAAACUGUUCUUGAUACAGUGGUUGACCCGUGACAUCCUGAAACACUUCAAAAUAAAUCUGUUUUAGUUAUUUAGUUUAAUAUGCACCUUUUAAAUGCUGCCAAUGGGUGAGAUAGUCCCGCUUUCCACUUUCCAGUGUGGUUUCCUUCAUUGUACUAGGAUUAAAGGCAGCUCAAGUGCUAUCAUGUAUUGUGAUUUUAGCUUUAAGUUAAGCAUAGCUAUGCUGAGAAUUAAAUGAAGUCACUAGUCUCCACUAAUAGGAAUCAUAAAAGUUGCCCAGUUCUAAGGCAAUUAAAUACAAAAUAACAUAUUUUUACAGUAGACGUUGCUGACAGAAAAGCACAAUGUUUAGAAAAUCUAAUCAAAUCAAAUUUAUUUAUAGAGCACAAUAUCACAAAUUACACAUUUGUCUCAGUGGGCUUUACCUGAACCUGUGAUCGUUUAAAAUUGUUCGUAUUGAAUGAAGGAAUAUUUAUAAUGCACUGAUACCUACACUACAGAAAGAAGUGAAAACUGCUUGACUGUGAUAUUAUUAUUAUAUGUGAUAUUAUUUCACAUUUUCUUUUGAAGAAAUCAUUGCAUUUUCUCUUUAAGAUGGUCUUUCCCUUUCUUCUGAAAAGUGGACAGUACAGUUCAAUGUCUGACAAAUAAAUGUAAUCCUCAAAUAUGCUACAAUUGCAAAAGACAAU